AUGUGUGGAAUAUUGGCGGUCGUGCUAGCGAACCAGAAGAACAAUGUCGCCUCCGAGCUCUUCGAAGGCGCCAUGUUCCUCCAGCACAGAGGCCAGGACGCCGCAGGUAUCGUUACCUGUGGAGCCCGAGGCCGUUUCUACCAGUGCAAAGGAAACGGAAUGGCCAGAGACGUUUUCACCCAGCUGAGAAUGGUCAACUUGGUGGGCAACAUGGGAAUCACUCACUUGAGAUACCCGACUGCCGGUUCCAGUGCCGGCAGCGAGGCCCAGCCGUUUUACGUCAACUCGCCUUAUGGUAUUUGCAUGUCUCACAACGGUAACUUGGUCAACUCGCUGGAGUUGAGGAAGUACUUGGACGAGACCGUGCACAGACACAUCAACACCGAUUCCGAUUCGGAGCUUUUGUUGAACAUUUUUGCGUCCGAGUUGGACAAGUCCAACAAGAGCCGUGUGAACAACCAGGAUCUCUUUGCUGCUUUGACCUCCACCAUGGAGUUUGUGAGAGGCGCCUACACGUGUACCGCCAUGCUUGCCGGUUACGGUGUCAUUGGUUUCCGUGACCCCAACGGUAUCCGUCCGCUUUUGUUUGGUGAGAGAGAGAACGAGGAUGGUUCUUCUGACUACAUGCUUGCCUCUGAGUCUGUGGUUUUGAAGGCUCACGGUUACAACAAGUUUAGAGACAUUGCUCCCGGUGAGGCCGUCAUCAUCCCCAAGGCGCCUGACGCCAACAACAAGCCCGAAUUCAGACAGGUGGUGGAACCAAAGGUCUUCUCGCCAGAUAUCUUUGAGUACGUGUACUUCGCCAGACCAGACUCCGUUUUGGACGGCGUUUCCGUUUACAGAUCCAGAAUCGAGAUGGGCAACCGUUUGGCCACCAAAAUUAGAAAGAGCUUCCCCAACCACGACGUUUUGGGUGAGAUCGAUGUGGUGAUUCCUGUUCCAGACACCUCGCGUACCUCUGCUUUGCAGUGUGCUGUCUCCUUGAACAUUCCUUACAGAGAGGGUUUCGUCAAAAAUAGAUACAUUGGCCGUACAUUCAUUAUGCCCAACCAGCAGGAAAGACGCCUGAGUGUGAGAAGAAAGUUGAACGCCAUGGAGUCCGAGUUCAAGGGCAGAAACGUGCUUUUGGUGGACGACUCCAUUGUCAGAGGUACCACCUCGAAGGAGAUCAUCCAGAUGGCCCGUGAGGCCGGCGCCAAGAAGGUCAUGAUUGCCUCUUGUGCUCCUCCAAUCCGUUUCAACCACAUCUACGGUAUUGAUUUGGCCGACACCAAGGCGCUUGUGGGAUUCGACAGAACGGAAGAGGAGAUCGCCGAGGUCAUUGGCGCCGACAACGUCUUCUAUCAGGAUCUUCAAGACUUGGUGGACUGCUGCUCAAGCGAAAAGACGCUGACAUUCGAAGUGGGUGUUUUCACCGGCCAGUACAUCACCGGUCCAGAGGAGAAAUACAUCCAGGAGUUGGAGAAGAUUCGGGCGCAGAACCAGCGUUUGAAGGAGGUCACCAAGGGUUUGAGCGUGGACGCUUGCAUUGAUGUGCUGGACCUUGUGGAUGUCAAGGCUGAGCUGGACAUCUCGAUACAUAACGCCGGCGACCACAACCCAUAG
Molecule: messenger RNA, 1605 nt
Organism: Candidozyma duobushaemuli
Lineage: Eukaryota; Fungi; Ascomycota; Pichiomycetes; Serinales; Metschnikowiaceae
Gene: ADE4
Product: amidophosphoribosyltransferase
Exons: 1
Coding region: 1-1605 (534 amino acids)
Biological process (GO): purine nucleobase biosynthetic process; purine nucleotide biosynthetic process
Cellular component (GO): cytoplasm
Molecular function (GO): amidophosphoribosyltransferase activity
Source: RefSeq, a predicted model, not a curated record